AUGAAGACUGAAGAAGACAAAUCAAUCCGAGACACGCAUCCAAUCAUAAUUAAUAAAUAAGGGUUUAUCCACCACAUCAUUCUGGAAAAGAGAGAUACUAUGUAUAUACCACAUGUAAUUAUAUGUCAUAAGAAAGAAUUACACUAGAUAUUAGGACAUUAUUUGUUGGCAUAGAGAUAGAGCAAAUAUAAAAUUGAUACAAUUUAGCUAUAAAAAAUACCUCUAACAAUUAAAAGACAAGAAUAAAUGUCAGGACAACGAGAGAUGAAGGAUAAGAAAGAAGAAGAAUAAUCUUAAGAGAUAUGGUAAGUGGAAACCAUGGAUAGAGAUAAUAGAAUAAGAAGAUAUAUGAGAUGUUGAUAUAAGAAGAAAUCCAAGGAUAAACAAAGAUAGUUUAAUAGCGACAAUAACUCUAAAAAAUAUAAAUAGGGCUAAAGAGAAAUUGACAGAAUACACAAUAACGAACUCAACAGCAAAACUUUUGGAAGGGAAGUAAGAUAAGGUUUGUUUUUUAAAGAAUUGAUUCGAGUAGUGGCGAAUAAUAAAAGAGAAAAGGUUAUCACCUAAUUCAAAUAAGAAAGCGAGAUAAAUAGAGAGCUGCCAUAAGAACAAGCAAAAGAUUCAAUGGAUGAACUGGUAUUGAACACGAAACUGAAAAUGAUUGUCAGAUCCCCUCAGUAAAAAUAAAGUAUUAAAAAUCAAGACGAAACAUUUACAAAGUGGAGGGAAGCAUGGAUAAAUAUCAGACCUU
This is a messenger RNA of Paramecium sonneborni, 751 nucleotides long. The record is from the annotation of a GenBank genome assembly. NCBI's taxonomy places the organism in Eukaryota, Ciliophora, Oligohymenophorea, Peniculida, Parameciidae.